UGUAUUUUGCCGGAGUUGUGACCUAAAAAUAUUUUAUAAAAUCUUUUUUUCAGAGGGUAUGUUUAAGUUUAAUAUUUUUUGCUUGGUACUUUGUUAUUUGUGAAGAACCUUUUUUAGCUGUUUAUUAUAGUUGACAACCAGAUUGUGAAUGCAAUGUAAAACGUGAUAAAAACUCCAACAGAACCUGUGCUGAUAAAAGUUGCCACAAGAAGACGAGGCCUCCAAGAGUCCUGUUCGUUUGGUGGUGCAAAACCUUCACAAAAGUGAACUGUCUUCACUGUGUUUAAAUGCUGUUGUACCUUCUACUACUGUACAUAGAAAUGGAAUAUUAACGUUUUAAAGCUGAUGUGAUGAAUAUGGACUUUAAUAUAACGACAUGACUUUACUGUUGAUUUUUGAGUUUAAAUGUGUGUAAACUUUGUGUCUGUCAUGAUCUGUUUUUUUCAAUUCCUGUUUUUCCACUGCUGGUGUGAACGAACCAGUCGUGGUCAAAUAUAAUUUUUCAAGUGCAGCUCUUCUUAGUGCUGAGCUCUCCGCUUUUCAGUUCCUCUUUUUCUCCCGGUGCUCCUGUAUAUUGUCUGUAUGUUUGGAUUUCUUCACAGCGCUCUGACAAAAACCUAUCACAUGACAAUUUGAUGCUCUCUGAACUGAUGUUUCUGGUUUCAGAACCUGUGUUGGGUUCAGGUUAAUUUAAUAUUACACGUUUGUCCUGCUGUUGAAGGUUAAAGUCAUCAUGGCUGUUACAUUAGCAUUAACAGAGUUUCAUAAUUUACAAAUCACUAUACAAAACUCUAAUUAAAAAUUAUAGACAAGAAAGUGAGUUUUAUUUUACCAACGCAGUCAGUCACUGUAUUUACAGUGUGUGAUGAGGAACAUGAGGUUGUUUGUUGAACCAGUUUUCACCUGCAGCUCCAACAUUAAUUCAUUUCCUUCAUGUUCACUACCUGUGUAAAACUAGUCCAACUGUGGCAUGAGGACAAUGAGCAGUGAAUAAAUUAAACGUUACAGCAUUAAUCAAUAUAUACAUAUUUACAACACAACGCAUUAUGAGUAAUGGCCAGUUGUGAGUCAUUGUUGGAACCAUAAGAGAAACUGCUAGUUUUCAGCUUUUACUAAUAGUUUCACCUGUUUUUUUUUAAUGAUUAGAAACCGAACAGUAACUGUUACCACCCGGUCCCACCUGGACACUCACAUGAGCUAAGAACAUGAGCGCUGAAAUGUUCUUCUUCUUUGUCUAAACCUCCCAGAGUGACAGAAUUUAACGACUGCAGGUUGAGAAAGUUCCAUUUCUGAUUGUUUACAUCAUCACGUUAACAACUAACUGUAGAAUCAGUGUUGAGCUGUGGGUUUAACUGACUGGUGACGUUUAGAGUCACUAACACACCCCACACCUACAUGUGCCACAAUAUAAACUAAUUUACUACAGACCACUUAACAUACAGUAAACCCUGUAGUAUGUGUGGAUGUACUGUAACUUACUGUAGCCUCAUUAAACACAUACAGAUCCCACUGGAUCCCACAGUCUCCAGUCUUCCUUUUCCUCAAGUGUUGAUUCUUCUCUGUCUCCUUUAACAGGAUGAAGAUGAUCUUCAGGAUCCUGCUGCUCAUCAGCUUCAUCUCAUGCAUCUCUGGAUCAUUAGUAGUGAAUGUGACCCAGACCCACUAUCAGGCAGAGCAGAACCACAGCAUCACACUGGAGUGGACCUUCACACCCAAACCUGACGUGUCCAUCACCUCAGUUUACAUCUACUGUCAGCUGGUGACUGAUCUCAGAGUCUCAGUCCUGUUUCAUCUCCAUGAAGGUGUUGAGGUCUCAGAGUCUCAGGAUCAACAGUUUUCAGGACGAGUCCAGUUUGACAGAGACAAGCUCAGAGAAGGACGGAUCAGACUCCAAGUGUCCAGACUCAGGACUGAUGACUCAGGACGCUAUGACUGUAUCAUCAGAACAUCAGAUGGUUGGAACAUGGACGUAUGUCGACUCAACGUCACUGCUGUUGAUCAGCACAAACCUCAGACAACAGUGAAUCCAGAACCAGAGAACCGGGGGAGAACAGGCCUUUAUGCUGCAUUGGGGCUGUUUGUCUGUGUGUGUGUUCUGCUGUUUCUGUUGUCCUAUCGACUAAAACUCAGGACAUAACAAAGGUAACGUCUGCUAUGUGACCUUAACCUAAUCUUUAGAAGACAGUGACUUUACAAAGCAGACGUUGUGUCUGUCUCCUUUUUCUUGAUGAUCCUGAUGAAGCUGCUUCUGUUUUAUUGCCAAGAAGUUUUAUACACACAUAGAAACAUUGUUGUUGAACAGAACAUUUUUACUUGUGCUUCAACAUCAGCAUUUACACCCAUAGAAAACCUGUGUCCUCAGGCUUAAGGCUGAGACGUGUCAUACUUUUACUCCAUGUCAGGUUGAAACUCUUCUGUUGAGCCAGAGUUCAAAGACAAACCUGGGUUUGGAUCCACCCUCAGUUCCUGCCACUCAAACCUUCCCUGCUGUGUUUCCAUGUUGUCUAGUGUCAGUUUGAGUUAGUGGAGGUGUCUCUGCUUCUCUGUGUGUAACAUGUGCAGUAAUUUAGCACUUUAACAAUUAUUUAUACAUAUUGUAAAUAAAAUCUUAUUUUUGCUAUGA
This is a messenger RNA of Betta splendens (Siamese fighting fish), 2623 nucleotides long. RefSeq names its product CD276 antigen-like. The transcript is spliced from 3 exons. The record is from RefSeq and is a predicted model, not a curated record. Gene Ontology annotation, biological process: cell surface receptor signaling pathway; negative regulation of T cell proliferation; positive regulation of T cell proliferation. Bases 1577 to 2137 code for a protein of 186 amino acids. Gene Ontology annotation, cellular component: external side of plasma membrane. Lineage: Eukaryota; Metazoa; Chordata; Actinopteri; Anabantiformes; Osphronemidae.